Molecule: messenger RNA, 1619 nt
Organism: Jaculus jaculus (lesser Egyptian jerboa)
Lineage: Eukaryota; Metazoa; Chordata; Mammalia; Rodentia; Dipodidae
Gene: Chmp1b
Product: charged multivesicular body protein 1B
Exons: 1
Coding region: 135-734 (199 amino acids)
Biological process (GO): protein transport; late endosome to vacuole transport; endosome transport via multivesicular body sorting pathway
Cellular component (GO): ESCRT III complex; multivesicular body
Source: RefSeq, a predicted model, not a curated record
GCCGUAGAAAACAGGAAGUGGGAUCAAAACAAAGGAGCGGCGGUCGGGAGUGGACCUUCUCCUGCCGGGUGUCCCCGCUGCUCCGUGCUCGUCCUGGCCCUGGCCGGCUGAUCCUCCCCCGCCCCUCCCCGACCAUGUCCAACAUGGAGAAACACCUGUUCAACCUAAAAUUCGCGGCCAAGGAACUGGGCCGGAGCGCCAAAAAAUGCGACAAGGAAGAAAAGGCGGAGAAGGCCAAAAUCAAAAAGGCCAUCCAGAAGGGCAACAUGGAAGUGGCGAGGAUACACGCGGAAAAUGCCAUCCGCCAGAAGAACCAGGCGGUGAAUUUCCUGAGGAUGAGCGCCCGGGUGGACGCGGUGGCUGCCAGAGUCCAGACGGCCGUAACGAUGGGCAAAGUGACCAAGUCCAUGGCCGGUGUGGUGAAGUCGAUGGACGCCACGUUGAAGACCAUGAAUCUCGAGAAGAUCUCUGCUCUGAUGGACAAGUUCGAGCACCAGUUUGAGACGCUGGACGUCCAGACGCAGCAAAUGGAGGACACUAUGAGCAGCACGACGACGCUGACCACUCCCCAGAACCAAGUGGAUAUGCUGCUCCAGGAGAUGGCAGACGAGGCGGGCCUCGACCUCAACAUGGAGCUGCCGCAGGGCCAGACCGGCUCCGUGGGCACCAGCGUGGCCUCGGCCGAGCAGGACGAACUGUCCCAGAGACUGGCUCGCCUUCGGGAUCAAGUCUGAUGGCGGAGCCACUCCGAGGUUUACUUUUGAGAUAACUAUACCCCCAAAACCUUGCCAGAAUGCCGAAAACGCCCUUUUUUCUGCCUUUGGCUUUACAGCCCUCUCCAGAUACGCUAUAAAAAUUCCAGUCUUUCUCCGCUCUUAACUGGAUUUUCAAGUUCUGGAUAGCUUGUGAUGAUGUGUAUUUUUCUAGCUACAUUUGUAACAGAACUAGUAAAUUUUCUCUAUAUGGAUCUUGAAAGUUUGGGGCAGCACUGACUGUAGUCUUCAUGUAUAUUCAAUUAUAUACUCAGAAUUCUCCGAUUGAAGUUUAUUUAUUUUAGUGUGGUUGAUGGUACACAGAAUGAAAGGUGGUACGGUAAAAAUUAAGGACGAAUGAUUAAUUUGGUUACAAAGCUAUAAACUUUUCUUCGACUUAUUCAGUGCACAGUUCUCUUGUUGUCUGGUUUUCUCAUCAAAGACUGAUUGACUAUUAAUUUGUUCUCAUAAUUUAUGCCAAAAUUACCUUAGAAGAUUUUUGCAUAAUACCCUCUAACAUUCUGUAAGUUCUUGUAAUAAUGGAGUCAAGUGUAAUUGGGGAAAGUACCACCUAACUAAGUUGAUUAGGGGAACUUAAAUUUGUUUAUUUUUUUUAUUUACUAAGUAGUUUUAACAUGAUUUGGGUUUACCACGUGACCAUUUCUGAUUAUUUUCUAAUGAAAGUCAACACUUUUAAUUAGACUUCCGGUAAAGUAUGCUGAUUAGCUGGGCGGUCCAAUUACACAUCCAACCUAACAUUGCCAAAGAACUGUUGACUCAUCUGGGUAAACUUGGGACGUUCAUAGGUUUUGUUUCGAUUUUAACAAAAAAAAGAAAAUAAAAUUAGAACUGCAAUUUAAGUUCUAA